AUGCAAUUAGCUACUUAUUCUACGGACGGACCUUCUUCACUCAAACAUUGGGAAAUUUUGGUACCAAUCGAACCGGCAAAAAACGAAGAAUUCAAAAACCACUAUCCGCAAAGUCUACGCGAAGACGAGCGUGGUUGGGAUAUGUUUUUCGUUGGUCUUGAACUGUAUCUGAAUGCCUAUUGGCUAAUCAAGCCGCAUGGGAUCCAUCAAGAUCCAUCAAGAUCCAUCGGCGCUCUUGAGCAAUUGACGAUAUCUGGCCGUUCCUGUCCCUACACAUUCACCCUCCCUCUAUCCAACUACUGUCCACCAUCCGACCCUUGUCGUGAUGCACCAGCCAGCUCCUCUAGCGCCUCCCACCUGAGUUGGAGGAUCCGAAACUUCUAUUUGUGGAUCCACGAUGGACCAUCCACUGGUAUACAUCCCUCUGCCGGUCUCUCACAUAUCCUUGCUCACUCGUCUAUUUUCCCAGUCUGCACGAUCAUCAUGCUGCGUCCCCCCGUUCAUAAAACAGAACAAAAAAAUUUUGAAGCGAGUCAAGAGAGACGCCAACAUCAUUACGCAAAAGACGGUAUAUUGAGUAGGCGACGAGGGCUUCGCCUCACAAAGCCAUUGCAGGAGGUACAGGAGAUUCAAAGAGCACUCGCUGUAGCCUUAGGCUAUGAUGAAGAUCUAUCUGAGCCAGAGACGAGUGAUGACGAGAAUGACGCACUAUCAAUAGAUCUCCCAUCGUGCCUGCUCGCUUUCAAAAGCAUCAAGGACGAGAUGUUGGUGCUAAUUGGAGAACCCUGCGCAUUUACAGAGAGUCUCCUCCUUCAGUACGUCAAAAGCUUGCCAGAUGAAGUGCAUGGCAAGGGCGACACCUCAAUCAUUCAAAAUGCGAAAACAGAGGUCGAACGCUUACUCCGCCGUGCAACUCGAGUGCAGGAUCAAAUCAUAAUUUUCUGUGGAGUCUCGACCGAGUCUCGCGCUACUGAAUCAGUCUCCCGGUUCUUAAGCACUACACUCGCUUAUAUAGAUGAUAUCCAGUAUUUUUUGGACAUUGAAGGACUCACUGAGUUGACGGUUGCUCACUCAAUGGGUGAGCUGAUGUACCAGAAGAGGAUUCCGUAUCUAAGGCUUAUAUUCACGCAUUUCGUCUCGAUACAUUCUCCCCCCUUCACCAGUAUAUAG
Molecule: messenger RNA, 1170 nt
Organism: Suillus fuscotomentosus
Lineage: Eukaryota; Fungi; Basidiomycota; Agaricomycetes; Boletales; Suillaceae
Exons: 5
Coding region: 1-1170 (389 amino acids)
Source: RefSeq, a predicted model, not a curated record